GACGGCGACGCCGCGUGGGGCCGCCCCGAGGCCGCCCUGGGCCCGCGCACACCCCGCCCGAGGGGGCCCCGCCGCGGGGGCGGGCUAGGCCCGGCGGGGCGGGUCCGGCAGGCUGGUGGCAGCCCUCGCUCGGCGGCGGGCGCGCGGAGGGGACAGCGCCAGCAGCCAUGGCCGAUAAAGAAGCGGGGAUCGCGCCCAGGGCCCGCCGGGGGCCGAACGGCCACGACGAUAACUCUGAUACUGGUCUUGGUUUGUGUGGAUGGAUCCUCGUGAUUGUUUCACUUUUUUUCACUGUUAUUACGUUUCCUGUAUCAAUCUGGAUGUGCAUAAAGAUUAUAAAGGAAUAUGAGCGAGCCAUCAUCUUCAGACUUGGACGCAUCUUAAAAGGAGGAGCAAAGGGACCAGGUUUGUUCUUUGUCCUGCCCUGCACCGACAGCUUCAUCAAAGUGGAUAUGAGGACCAUCUCUUUUGAUAUUCCACCCCAAGAGAUCUUGACCAAGGACUCUGUGACAGUUAAUGUAGAUGGAGUGGUUUAUUACAGAGUCCAGAAUGCCACCCUUGCUGUAGCAAACAUAACAAACGCUGAUUCCGCCACUCGCCUACUAGCACAGACUACUCUGAGGAACGUUCUGGGGACCAAAAACCUUUCUCAGAUUCUCUCCGAUCGUGAAGAAAUUGCACACAGCAUGCAGGCCACGCUUGAUGAGGCAACAGAUGACUGGGGCAUUAAGGUGGAACGUGUGGAGAUCAAGGAUGUGAAAUUACCUGUCCAGCUGCAGAGAGCAAUGGCUGCAGAAGCAGAAGCUGCCCGGGAGGCAAGAGCUAAGGUAAUUGCAGCUGAGGGUGAAAUGAAUGCUUCCAGGGCCCUGAAAGAGGCAUCCAUGGUUAUUACAGAGUCGCCUGCUGCUCUUCAGCUUCGUUAUUUGCAGACCUUGACCACCAUUGCUGCAGAAAAGAACUCCACCAUCGUCUUUCCAUUGCCCAUAGAUAUGCUGCAGGGCAUUAUAGGUGUAAAUCGCUAGCUACGUUGGAAAGAAGUUUGUUCCCCCCUGCGGCAGAGAAUGUCUGCGAAACUGAAUUGUCUGUGCAUUAACGCUUAAGGCAUUGUUAGCGUAAAUGGAUUUUCUGAGAUACCUUUUUUGUUCUAUUGAGUGUACGAUGAGGAAACUUGUAUCUAAUGUUUGUUAAUAUGGACAAGCAAAAUAUUUAAAAUUCAAAAUCUAUUGGAAUUAAUACAAGCAGAUUGUGAUCGUAAUGUGUUCAUGCUGUCCUGGAUGACAAACCUAUAAUCUGUAACCUCCUAUUCUCAAAUACUAUAUACAACCACUUGGGUGGAGGAUGAGGAGAUGAUCCAACAUUUGGGAAGAGGUUACUUUCAAAAGCCAUGCAUACUUCGAGAGAAGUAUUUCUUUUAAUAAAAGGACCUGUGGCCCUCUAAGGGAAGGGGAACAGCCCCAAAUAUGUUCUCUUUGAUUGCAGCUAUAUGAGAUGGAGUCUUCUGAUCCUUGUCAUACGGAUUGGUCCUUUUAGCUCACAUUACAAAAAAUAACAAAAGUUGAUGGAGGAGUGGGUACUAGCUACUUCUGAAAAUCGGGCUCACAGCUUCCUAAAAUGGUUUCCCAUUUACAAGAAAUAGUUGUUAGCCAAAGUUACCGAAAUGUAACUUUUCACCUCUGUUCUGAAGCACAGGGAUGGCAUGGGCACGCUGUAGUUAUGGAUACAAUAUGCUUGUAGUCACUGAUGUGCUAUCCUGUUGUCAUGGUGGUUUGUCCAUAUAGAUUUGUGCCUCUUUAAAGCACUGAAAAAUCUCUGGGUAUGCCUUUACUUGUACAUCUGUUCUUCUAAAAACAUUUUUCUAAAAAAGAGAAAAAGGGACCAGAGUAAUGACUCUUGUAAAUAGGUUUCCUUUCUUAAUUUUACUCAUGCUGGAAAGACUACAGUUGAAGUUCUCUAUCAGAGUCUAAAAACUGGCAAAUAAGAAAUACCUGAAAUUAGUUGGAGGGGUGGUUAACAGAAGAUGUGGUACUGUUUAUUAUCUAUUCGAACAGACUGGUAAUUAUUUACCUGUUGAUGCUGCUGCUCAGCAGACCUGCAUUAUUGGUUGUGAUGCUAGGGAUUUAUACUUCGGUUUUACCAAAGACAGAUAAUUUUUCACUUUCCGUAGUCUUAAUGUGCAUAUUUGUUAAACUGUUGUCAUACUUUGCAUCUGUUUAACAGACAAAAUUACAGAUUAAAGUGAGAUAAGAAUCAGAGUCCACAUUGAGGGAAGGCUACCAGCAUUGAGUGGGAGAUGAGAAUGAAAACAAAAAAACAAGAUAGGUGAUUAAGUGUCCUUCUUUUCACACUGGCCACCAUAAAGUUUGUAUCUUGUUUUUAAUCACCUUUCUGCCCUGAUCAGUUCUGUAUUUACAGCUGUUAUUUUUGGUAACCACAAGGUCUGUUUAAAUGUAUCUUGAUUAAAAGCAGCAAACUGACCCCAGAUUUAGAAAAGAGAUGCCUGAACACUGUAAGAGCUUGAGCUGAUUGUUGCUGCUUCUUGUUUGCCUGUGUGCUGUGAAUUGAUUUUAUUUUCUUCUGCAUCAUAAAAGCAAUACACUAA
Dromaius novaehollandiae (emu) is the source of this 2599-nucleotide messenger RNA. It is a transcript of the gene STOM, whose product is annotated as stomatin. Bases 168 to 1022 code for a protein of 284 amino acids. The record is from RefSeq and is a predicted model, not a curated record. Gene Ontology annotation, cellular component: plasma membrane. Lineage: Eukaryota; Metazoa; Chordata; Aves; Casuariiformes; Dromaiidae. The transcript has 7 exons.